AUGAGUUCAAAGAUAGUGAACUCUAACUCAACCCUUGGAAAGCCAAGCACGAUGGAUAACCUAACCGACUGCACUGGUGCCGGCUUGGACCUCAUUCAGAAUCGCAUUGAGUCUCUGAGCAGUAAGAUGGACAGGCUCAUCAACAUCCAGGAGAAGGUCCUCAAUCGGCUGGACGGAAUAACUCAGGACAUCGAUGGUAUCGAGAGGGACGUGGAAACUCUGAAGGUGGACAACGAGGAGAUCCAUAUACCUGCAAGAGCCCUAACUCUUCCCCUGGCUCAAACCCAGGGUACAGGUGUGGUGGGCGAGGUGAGAGAGAUGUGUCAUGAGAUGAGCUCCAUCAUGAUGGCGUUGGACCAGCGCUCGGAGAAGCAGGCUGAGAAGCUGGACGGGAUGGAGAAUCUGGUCCUCAGCAUCCAGCAGGUCAUCAGAUUCAUCGGGGAGACGGUGAAGAGCUCCCGGGUUAUGGAGAUGAUGUUUAUGCGUCCUGCAGCACGCAAAGCCUCCAAGUCCAAAGACAGUAAGAGCAAGAAAACUACCUCUACUAAAGCCACUAAAGGGACUCAAGGGAUGAUAACCACUAAAUGUGAACCCAAACCUAGUAGACCGGAGACCACUCACAGUCACAAGACAACAAAGCUCCACGGACCAAAGCAUUUUCUCACAAUCCGCAAACUCUGCGGAAACUUUUCAAAAGAUCACAAGGGGAAGGAUGGGAAGGAGUCCAGUCUGAGCACAAAAGGUCUGAAAACACAGAAGAAGAAACCCCCAGAUACAGCAGACACCAUCUCUCUGAGGAAGCAGGCGUUGCUGCUAAAGGAGGUUCAGAAGCUCAACAAGGAGAAUGCAGAGAGAUCAUCAUCAGGUCACCAGCAGCAGCUUACCCCUGAUGGCGUCUUGGACCUGGAGGCUGGAUCUGGAAGGGCCUCAGAGGGGUUGGGUUCAUCACAGACUGGGUCCCUCAGCCCGAACCUGCUGGACUUGAUCCUCAAGGGCCCCAAGGCCCCCGUGUCCUCAUUGUCUGAGGAGGAGAGGGAGGUAGCAGGAGAUGGACUAAAAGUGGAGGAGAGGAAGGAGGAAGAGGAGGCCAUAAAGAAGCAAGAGAAGGAAGACCACCUCAGUGAAUCCAAGUUCAAGGAAGAGGAGCGAGAGGAAGAACUGUUGAAAAUCACAGAGCAGCCUGAGGAGGUUAGAGGAGCAGAGGAGAGAGAGGGGAACAAAAAGUUGGAGGACAGUGCAGGCCCAUCAGAAGCUGCUGAUAUGUCAGUUAAAGAUCUCCCUCCUCUCCCACCCUCCCCUGAAGCUCCAGGAGAGACUGGCUCUAUUCCAGAGAGUUGUGAACUCCACAACAAAAGUGCUUCCUCUCAGUCUCUGGAGGCUGCAGAACAGGACCAGAUGGAAGAGGGCAGCACCAGCAGUAAGCGUCGUGUGACGGAGGAAGACCUGGGAGUGGAGGACCACAAGAAGAGUCGGGUGGAGGGAGGAGCAGGAGAGGAAUAUGUGAGGCAGGGGGAGAAGGAGCAGGGGGAAAGGCAGGAGGAGGAAGAGGACGGAGAAAGACCAGAGGAUGAGGACGAGGGAUGGGGCAUCUUCAAGGCAGACGGGGUGGAUAUCCGUGUGGAACUGAAGGAGAGGAUGGGAAAAGAGAAGAAGCCGGAUCAGUCUACAGAAGUCAGGCAGUCUACUGGGGAACAGUUCUUCAUUGAUAAAAGCUCUCCUCCUCUGGCUCCAUUCAACCAUCGAAUAGUGUCAGCCAAACCGAACCAGAUCAGCAACUUCUACACCAUCAACAGAGCAGAGGUUCUCGGAGGGGGUCGUUUUGGCCAGGUGCACAAAUGCAUGGAAAACUCCUCGGGUCUCACCCUGGCUGCCAAGAUCAUCAAAGCCCGGAGUCAGAAAGAGAAGGAGGUGGUGAAGAAUGAGAUCACGGUCAUGAACCAGCUGGACCAUGCCAACCUGAUCCAGCUCUACGCCGCCUACGAGUCCAGGAACGACAUCAUUCUGGUGCUGGAAUAUGUGGAUGGAGGGGAGCUCUUUGACAGGAUCAUCGAUGAGAACUACACUCUGAUGGAGCUGGACACGGUGCUGUUCAUCAGGCAGAUCUGUGAGGGCCUGCAGCACAUGCACAAGAUGUACAUCCUCCAUCUGGACCUCAAGCCAGAGAAUAUUCUAUGUGUGAGCAGAGUCACGAAUAAAAUUAAGAUCAUCGACUUUGGACUCGCCAGAAAAUACAAGCCCAGAGAGAAGUUACGAAUAAAUUUCGGCACCCCAGAGUUCCUGGCCCCAGAAGUUGUCAACUACGACUUUGUGUCAUUCAACACCGACAUGUGGAGCCUGGGAGUCAUUACAUAUAUGCUGCUAAGCGGUCUGUGUCCCUUCCUAGGUGACGAUGACAAUGAGACUUUGAAUAACAUUCUGGCCUGCCAGUGGAACUUUGAAGAGGCAGAAUUUACAGACAUCUCAGAGGAGGCCAAAGACUUCAUCUCCAAACUCCUCAUUAUUAAUAAAAGUUGGAGGAUAGGUGCCUCUGAAGCGUUGAGACAUCCUUGGCUCUCUGACACAGUCCUCCAUCACCGUCUUCAUGAAAAGAAGAACAUGUGUAACCGCUCACGUAGAUCUUCAUGCGUACCCACCACAGAUAGUUGAGCAUGAUGACUUGACGGAGCCAGCGGUGGCCACUUGGACCAAGCCUGCUGUACACCUGUAGAACUACUAGAGCUUACCUGUAUGAACACAUUUAAACAGUUAAAACUCCGUAGGUGGAGGAGUGUGUCAUGUGUGGUAGUGCAAAACCAAGAGACAGACAAGGCAAUUCAGCACUCAAAGAGGAUUUAUUAACUGGUAAAAAAGAAAUAAGUCCAAUAAUCGAAAUCAACAGCUGGCCCUUUAUGGCAAUAACUGAAUGUAAUCGUAUUAUUCCCCAGUGAUUUAUUUUCUCCCAGGGCAGAGAGAGCUUCAAACCGUCGUCAUUGGGUGCUGACUGGUCCAAUGGUUAGGCGUGUCCUCCUCACUGCUCUCUCUCUCUCGCUGAACUCCACUGCCUCCCCAUGUUCUGCCGCCCUAAUUGCAGCCAGCUGUUCAAGAUGUGCAGCUGCAGUCAAUUAAGUCUCUGUGGAGAGAUGCCACACCUUGUAAUGAGUUGUUUAUCCACCAAGUGGGGCCAAAAGCUGGCCUUUCCCACCCUUACACCCCUCGGAUGCUCACACACCGCCCACCCCUGCCUCAACCCGUGGUUUGUACAGGCCAAUGUCCCGAUCGAUUCAACUCUUGACCAGUCAUCUAAUCCAAGGCCAUGGAGAUACACCCCUGGACCUCCAGGGGUCAUACAACAAAGGUUGAUGUUUGUCAUCUCCAUGAUUCACCCUCUUCAUGGGUCUGGUUCUCGGCCACCUUCUGGGGCACACACGAUAACUGGUUAUUGAGAGGGGGAAGGCUCUCACCUCCAUGCGUCUGUGCCUCCUCACCAGCUUUACCGUUCUCCUUUGAAUGACAACACGUGUCCCCAUUAAGCGGCUCGCCUUUUUCCACUUGGGCCUCAGGAUUUCUGCAAAGUCUUGGGUUAUCAUCACAGAAAUGUUCAGAAAUGUUUGUUUUACCUCAAGCCCCAUAUCUUUCACAGGGCCUUUCUUUUGGUCACCUCCAGUCCUUCUUGCAAAACCAUGCUUCUUCAACAUUUUCAAAAUAGAGCACCCCGACAGCAUGCCACCUGCCUCAGCUCUGGUCAAAGGACAUUUGAAGGUCCAUGACAGGAGUUUGAGGUUUCUCCAUUUCUGAACAUCCCUUUUCAUUGGUCAUACUCACCACCACAGUGCCAUCUUGGACCUUUACCUCAUGGGCCUGGUGCUCGCUGUCCCCUUGUGGUGUACCUGAUGGUAGUUGACCAGUUUCUGAGGAGUUGGAAGACUCUCCCUGAGGCACCCUGGUAACCAAGAGCUUGGCAAAGUCUAGGGUUACCAUAUAACCAUCAUCCAUCUUAAUGAACUUGCCUGACCAUGGUAGGCCCUCUGACUCCCAGGCCCACUCUCCAACUCUCCACCACUCCUGGGGAGGCAUAGUAACAAAGUUGGUUGGUCAGGCUUACCCAUGUCUUGUAGCUCUUCCAUUCACAUUUGACUGGGUGGAUGACUGGCAGAGCUCCACUGCCUCCUUGGCCUCUUCCUGUCUUUAAAGGGGAUUCUUCUUCUCUGGCUGUGCCUUUUUCUUCUGCGUCGUGUCAGAGGUUUGACCUCUGCCUCAACCGCUCUGUUGGGUUCUUUGUCUCACUGCCUUCUGUGCAAGUGCUCCACCUGCUGGCAGUUCUGUCUUCUGGGUUUUGGAAAGAAGACUCACGUCAACCAUGGUUAGACACAUCAGACUUUUUAAACAUCUUCACUUCUGAAUGACAAUCCAACCUUCCUUCAGACCUCUUAACUCAUGACAAAACUUCACUCACCAGAGUAUUGGGCUGCUUCCCUCUUGGCUGGUAGUGCCCUUCUACGGGCUCACCCCAGUCCCCGAUGGGGUCUCCCCACCAGUUUUUGAUUUUGGAGCACUGGAACUUUCCCUAGUCUCUGCUGAAUCCUUUGGACCGCCAUCUCCCUGUUACCACUUCACCAUCAGGGGACCUUGAAACCUCUUCUUGGGAAAACAAAGUGGGAGAGUCAUCAGUGUAUUUGGACUGACAUUCUUGUUGGUGUGGUUGUCCUGGGAACCCUCUGUGUAACCAUGCUCUGGUCCAGGUUUUCAUUUUCAGGGUUCCUUUAAUCUUCUCUGGCCAUGGGUUCUGGAAAUACAGGCUGUUUUGUCUUCAGUCAAGGGGCUGUUCAGUGGUGUGAGUAAACAACUCACAUGAAGGAGCAAACAUGUCCCCUGAAAUGGAGAGUGGGAUUUGAUCCCACCAGAGCUACGUCUGGUCCUAGGACUUGCCUCAGCAGAUGGCUGUGUUGAUGCUUUUCACGCAGUGGCACCUCAAGGCUACUUAGGCUCUCCUGCUCUUCUUUGAGCAACAAGGAGACCUGCUCCCACUUGGCCCUCGAGGCCAUAUUAGAUGUCUCCAGCCUAUGAACGACAUCCUGCAUUUUCUGAACCUCAUUGCGUUUUCCAAUUAUGAUUGCAAUUCAGAGGCUUUACCUGCCAGGGACAUCUUCUCCUCCAUCAAUGCCACCACUCUCUGCUUGGCUUCCAUCACUGACUUCUUUGCCACCUCUUCAUUACUUUUCAAUUCACUUAUGAGGCUCUUCACUGCCUCCUGCUCAAGCUUUCUUGCUGCCUGCUCCUCUUCCAGACAGGCCUGUACAUUGUUCCUCUUCAUUGCUUCUCAAUUACCCAGGCAGUUCCUGCUCGGUCUGCUUGCUCUUACUGCUUGUCCAGCACCUUUGUGGAAACCCCUGUUCUUUUUGAACUGGGGUGCAGCUUUUCUUCCAACAGGGCCAACAUCCCAGCCUGGGCUUCCCCUUGUAGCUCUGCCCUCUACCGGCAGAUCUCUAAAUUCUGGACGCUGGUUACCUGCUCCCUAUGCUCCUUUUCUGCACAUUCGUGAGCUACCUCAGAUACCUCCAGGACCCUCUUCAGCUGCAGCAUUCCUGCCUCUGAUUCUUCUCACCUGAGCUUUUCCUCUGUGCCGAGCAUUACUUUUCAUGAGCUUUUCGGCUUGCUCAUUGGCAGCGUGAACUUCCUCUUUAAGAUAAAUGUUCUCGAUUCAGAACAGUGACCUCUUCUUCCCAAGUCACUACAACAUCCUGGAACUUAGUCGUUACCUUCUCACCUCUUCCCCUUGGUCCCUGUACUUCUCCUGCAGGCUGAGGACCAUACUUGAUUCUCUUUCAGUUGACUUGUCAGCCAGGUUACCCUCUCCCUGUUGCUGAAAGUCUCCUCUUGCAAGGUGGCCAGCUGCCUUGACUUCUCAUGGAGCCGUUUGAGGCCAUGACGCUCUUCUUGUAGGACGGCACACAGGCACCCCAAACGCUCCUUCAGGGCCUCUUUGCUAGUCUUCUCUUCUUCAAACUGCCUCUUGAAGGCUUCCUUGGACUGGUCAGAAUCUAGGAGGGAGGCCCUCGUGCCCCUGCUGCCCCUGGGUGUCUGCUAACAGGCAUCUGCUCACUUCUUCCUUUGCCUUCCCCCCUUGAAGUAUCAGCUGGCACUUCUUUGUUACAGCCACAGGUGGCGGUUCUUACGUCUGGCUGAGCACUGUUCAGUCUUCUAGCAACAUUUUUCAUGUCACUGAUAGCUGCAGUGAUUUCUGGAUCCACAAGGAGCUCCUUUAUUUAACUAGGCAAGUCAGUUAAGAACAAAUUCUUAUUUACAAUGACGGCCUACCCCGGCCAAACCCAGACGAUGCUGGGCCAAUUGUGUACCGCCCUUUGGGAUUCCCAAUCACGGGCAUAUGUGAUACAGCAUGGAUUCAAAUCAGGGACUUUAGUGACGCCUCUUGCAUUGAGAUGCAGUGCCUUAGACCGCUGCGCCACCCGGGAGCCGAGAGUUCUUUUUGGCCGGUGAGAAACUCAAGACUACCUUCAGAGCUGUUCAGUGCUCCCUUAUGUGUGGUGUUUCGUCCUCUCCGUCGCCAAGCACUUCAAGGUUGAGGGACUUGACAUCCACUCUUCUGCCAGCAGCAUUUUCUCGUGUAAAAACCAACUUAAAAAACCCUGAACUCACAGCCUACAGGGCACCAUAACUUGUCUAGCUGGUUGUCUCAGGUUGCACUACCACACAGGGACACCCACAUUCUCCACCAGUGUAACAACUCCGUAGGUGGAGGAGUGUGUCACAUGUGUGGUAGUGCAAACCCAAGAGACAGACAAGGCAAUUCAGCAAUCAAAGAGGAUUUAUUAAAUAAAUAAAGGGUUCACAGGUAGCUUGGGGAAUCUUCAUGUCCCAAAAUAAUGUUCUCACAAAGAAAUGAGGCCAAUAAGCAAAAUCAACAACUGGCCCUUAUGUCAGCAACUGAACAUAAACGUAAGUCACUGGGGAAGAUAAACUUUUACCCCAGGGCAGAGAGAACUUCAAACCUUCGGCGUUGGGUGCAAACUGGUCCAAUAUUUGCGAUAAAACUUUGGUGUGUCCUCCUCACGGCUCUCUCUCUCCCUCUCUGAACUCCACUCCCUCCCCAUGUUCUGCCGUCCUAAUUGCAGCCAGCUGUACAAGAUGUGCAGCUGCAGUCAAUUAAGUCUCUGUGGAGAGAUUCCACACCUUGUAAUGAGUUGUUUAGCCACCAGGUGGGGCCUAAAGCCGGCCUUUCCCACCCCUACACCCCUCGGAUGCUCACAAAACCUACACCUAUAGAACUACACCUGUAGAACUACCAGAGCUGUGUGAUGAAUGGACAAUACAUGUUAUCUUACUUUUACAAAGUAAAAGUACUAUUCACACAGUUUAGUGUGAAAGCGUAGAGCCCUUGAAGACUGGAGGGUAUAGUGAAAGAUAUUUUGCUAGAUAUGGGAAUUUAAUCUAAAAUGCAAGACAGUAUAACAUAACACCAAUACCUAACGGCCCUGAUCUUGUAAAUAUUUUGGGGAUUUUGUCAGACAAACUAGCUGAACUUUUAUCCGAAGUGUGUUUGUUUCCCUGCUCAUAAAGUUUUACUGCUCUCUUCCUUCAUGUGUGAAUCCAUUUUGAUUCACACAUCAGUUAUCCACAAUGCACCUCAAAGUAUAUGCUGUGAUGUGACUCUGAUCUCUUUUUAAUUUCAUUUUCUGCUAAUGUAAAAGGGUUCCAUGUUGUGUACUGUACCCCACUUUUCCUCUGAAUGUCAGUGUAUUCAUGCAAACCGAGGGAUUUUCCCGUUUAACUUGACCGAUAGAUAGACCAAUGUCAUAUGUUUGUUGUUUGUUUUGUGUUCUCGUGACAUUUGGUGUAAAUAGAUAAAAUAUGCAGAUAUUUGCUUAAACCCUUUAAUGCGGACCUGGAGUACUUAACACUUUUUCAGUGGCAUUAGUCUGGGAAGGCAUUGUUAUCCUCUUUUCAUUUUCUUCAAAUCAUUUGAUCUGUUGUUUUAUUUGCUGUUGAUAUAUUCUAUAUUGUAUUUUUGGAAAAGCUGUGCUUUCUCUAAAGAAAGAGUUGUACAAAUGGAAAUGGUUGUGAACAAAGUUUUGUAACAAGAUGAUUGGCAAAGUAGAAAAAUGCCUCAUAGAAUCAGGGUCUGCAUCUAAGGGUUAAGUUCCAGAGACAGCUCGUUUUGAUUUCACACACACACACACACACACACACACACACACACACACACACACACACACACACACACACACACACACACACACACACACACACACACACACACACACACACACACACACACACACACACACACACAAACAAACAAUUGGUCUGGUCUGUUUUCAAGCUCUAGUAUGUCCACUUUAUAUUGUUAAUUAUUUAAAUCAGAUGAAUUCAUCAAACUAAUCAUAGCAUUGAAGGAAAAAAGUUACAUGUUCUUAUGUCUAUAGUCAUGUCCUACAUUAUACUUAUUCAUGUGUGUAUAAAAAAAAACUUUUUACUUUAAAUUAAAAUAAUCCAAGUCUUAUCAGUUUUUUUCUUUGUUUUAUUUGGAAACCUUUGUUUAAGAUUAAGCAGGUCAUUUUUAUUUGGCCUUUUUUGUUAAUUGUAUUUAAUGAAAGCAUGUUUUUUGGCUUGCAUGUGCUCAGUAAAACCAAUAUAGUACAUAUAUGACACAUGAUACAUCAUUAUUUCAAUGUGUAGGGUUGUGCUUAAAUGUUUGCAUUGUUAAUAUUGUUGUUUGUUAAUGCUUGUCUGCAUGUUAUCAUAUUGCAAUGAAAUAAAAACGACUUUAUUACCUUCCAUGAAGGUUGGCUAUUGGAAAGUAUACUACCUAUUAGAAUGACAUAUUGUUAGUAUUGAAUGUUUUAAACUUUUUAUCAUUUCCUCUAUGGUAUAUAUAUUUUCUCAGGUUUACAGUUGUAUAGACAGUGAAAUUGUUUUCUCUUGUCCAUUGAACAUUUAUCGUCAUUGUUUUGAAGGUUAGAGUAGAAUAGAUUCUGUAAAAUCUUUUCUAUAAAAAACAAUGUCCUUUUUCUGAUCCAAGCAACAGAGUGAAAAGCAUUUUGAAUUCGAUAUGUAUUUGGAAGUGUUGUCGCAUUA
Molecule: messenger RNA, 9072 nt
Organism: Salvelinus fontinalis (brook trout)
Lineage: Eukaryota; Metazoa; Chordata; Actinopteri; Salmoniformes; Salmonidae
Product: myosin light chain kinase 2, skeletal/cardiac muscle-like
Exons: 15
Coding region: 1-2646 (881 amino acids)
Biological process (GO): intracellular signal transduction; positive regulation of apoptotic process; protein phosphorylation
Cellular component (GO): nucleus; cytoplasm
Molecular function (GO): ATP binding; protein serine/threonine kinase activity
Source: RefSeq, a predicted model, not a curated record